This is a messenger RNA of Notolabrus celidotus (New Zealand spotty), 7783 nucleotides long. RefSeq names its product carbamoyl-phosphate synthetase 2, aspartate transcarbamylase, and dihydroorotase (gene cad). Gene Ontology annotation, cellular component: cytosol; cytoplasm. Gene Ontology annotation, biological process: L-glutamine metabolic process; L-citrulline biosynthetic process; 'de novo' pyrimidine nucleobase biosynthetic process. The record is from RefSeq and is a predicted model, not a curated record. NCBI's taxonomy places the organism in Eukaryota, Metazoa, Chordata, Actinopteri, Labriformes, Labridae. The transcript is spliced from 43 exons. Gene Ontology annotation, molecular function: carbamoyl-phosphate synthase (glutamine-hydrolyzing) activity; dihydroorotase activity; aspartate carbamoyltransferase activity. Bases 339 to 7040 code for a protein of 2233 amino acids.
AGCUUCACGCUCCAGGCUACGGGCCGACUUCCACACUGCUGGCAGCGCGUGUGGAACACUUCGUACUCACCAUCCCGUCCGAUUAACCUUGAAAGAACCAACUUAAACUCUCCUUCCUGAUCUGAUCUCUCCUCCUGCUCUCCCCGCUCCUCCACACUCUCACAGAGAGCUUCCGGUGUGGAGAUCCAGAGUCCAGCAGCUGGUUUUAUCUCCUUCCUCUGCAUCCUCUGCCUCCUGGCGCGGCGUGCGUCUCACGUGGAGGACGGGGUUUCAUCACUUCUCUGGAUCCUCCAUCAGGGUCCUGGUCUCUGUGGUUAGCAUUAGCUGUGUGAGGGAACAUGAGUAAGAUGGCAUCCCUGGUCCUGGAGGACGGGACCACGUUCACAGGCCUGCUGUUUGGAGCUGAGGUGUCAGUUUCCGGAGAAGUUGUGUUUCAGACGGGCAUGGUGGGCUACCCCGAGGCUCUGACCGACCCAUCCUACCGCUGCCAGCUGCUGACGCUCACCUACCCUCUGGUGGGAAACUACGGCGUACCGAAGGACGAGGAUGGGGAGUUCGGACUGAGCAAGUGGUUCGAGUCGUCAAAGAUCCACGCUGCCGCUCUGAUCAUCGGGGAGCUGUCAGACAGUCCCAGUCACUGGAGUUCAGUCAAGUCGCUGGAUCAGUGGCUCAAAGAGCAAGGGGUUCCUGGAUUACAAGGUAUCGACACUCGCCGCCUGACCAAAAAGAUCAGAGAGAAGGGAACCAUGUUGGGGAAGCUGGUGGUGGAAGGGACCCCUGAGGAGAGUGUCCCCUUUGAUAACCCAGAUAAGAGGAACCUGGUCCAGGAGGUCUCCAUGAAGGAACCAAAGGUUUUCAACCCCAGCGGCAGUUUGCGGAUCACAGUCGUGGACUGCGGCAUCAAAUACAACCAGAUCCGCUGCCUGGCUGAGAGAGGAGCCUGCGUCACCGUCGUACCCUGGGACCAUCCGCUGGACAGCAAAGAUUUCGACGGUCUGUUCAUCAGUAACGGCCCCGGAGAUCCUCAGUUCUGUCAGACGACCAUCAACAACGUGAGGAAGGUGGUCUGCGUGGAGAGUCCGAAGCCGGUUUUUGGGAUCUGCCUCGGACAUCAGCUGCUGUCUUUAGUCAUCGGAUCCAAGACGUACAAGAUGAAGUACGGUAACCGAGGUCACAACCAGCCCUGCAUCCACAACGGCACAGAUCGCUGCUACAUCACCAGUCAGAACCACGGGUUCGCCGUCGACCCCGACACCCUGCCCCAAGACUGGGACGUCCUCUUCACCAACGCCAACGAUCACACCAACGAGGGCAUCGUGCACAACACCAAACCUCUGUUCAGUGUUCAGUUCCAUCCCGAGCACAUGGCGGGUCCCACUGAUCUGGUCGGCCUGUUUGACGUUUUCCUCGACACUGUGAAAGACCACAAGGAGGGCAAGACCUCCUCAACUGUGAAGCAGCGUCUGAUGGACCACCUCACCUACCCGGAUUCCGUGAAGCCAGAAGAUAUGGUCAGACCCAGGAAGGUCCUCAUCCUGGGCUCUGGAGGACUGUCCAUCGGCCAGGCGGGGGAGUUCGACUAUUCUGGAUCUCAGGCUAUUAAGGCUCUAAAGGAAGAGAACAUCCAGACUGUGCUGAUCAACCCAAACAUCGCCACGGUCCAGACCUCCAAAGGUCUGGCUGACAAAGUCUACUUUCUGCCAAUCACACCGGAAUAUGUCACUCAGGUGAUAAAGAACGAGCGUCCGGACGGCGUGCUGCUGACGUUCGGAGGUCAGACGGCUCUGAACUGCGGCGUGGAACUGACCAAGCUGGGCGUGCUGGAGAAGUAUAAAGUCAAAGUUCUGGGGACGCCGGUGUCCUCCAUCGAGAUGACCGAGGACAGGAAGAUCUUUGUGGAGAAGAUGGAGGAGAUCAACGAACAUGUCGCUCCGAGUGAAGCGGCGCUCUCUGUAGAGCAGGCUGUAGCUGCUGCAGAACGCCUAGGCUUCCCUGUUCUGGUGCGCUCAGCGUUCGCUCUCGGUGGUCUCGGCUCCGGCUUCGCCAACAACAAAGAGGAGCUGACUUCUCUGGUGACCUCAGCGUUCGCCCACACCUCCCAGGUGCUGGUGGACAAAUCUCUAAAGGGCUGGAAGGAGAUCGAGUACGAGGUGGUCCGUGACGCCUUCGACAACUGCAUCACUGUGUGUAAUAUGGAGAAUAUCGACCCUCUGGGCAUCCACACCGGAGAGUCUAUUGUGGUGGCGCCCAGUCAAACGCUUAACGACCAUGAGUACAACAUGCUGAGGAACACAGCCAUCAAAGUCAUCAGACACCUCGGCAUCGUGGGAGAGUGUAACAUCCAGUACGCUCUAAAUCCAGAGUCUGAGCAGUACUACAUCAUCGAGGUGAACGCUCGUCUGUCCAGGAGUUCAGCUCUGGCCAGUAAGGCGACAGGUUAUCCUCUCGCAUAUGUAGCAGCCAAACUCGGCCUGGGGAUCCCGCUGCCACAACUCAAAAACUCUGUCACCAACUCAACCACUGCAAACUUUGAGCCCAGUUUGGACUACUGUGUGGUGAAGGUUCCCCGCUGGGAUCUCAGCAAGUUCCUCAGAGUUUCCACCAAGAUCGGCAGCUCCAUGAAGAGUGUCGGUGAGGUGAUGGCUAUCGGGCGGAGCUUUGAGGAGGCCUUUCAGAAAGCUCUGAGGAUGGUGGAUGAGAACUGUGUCGGUUUUGAUCAUACCAUCAAGCCUGUCUCUGAACAGGAGCUGCAGACUCCCACCGAUAAGCGGAUCUUCGUCCUGGCGGCGGCCCUCAAAGCCGGCUACACGGUGGAUCAGCUGAACGACCUCACGAAGAUCGACCGCUGGUUCCUGUACAAGAUGAAGAACAUCGCCGACCACGAGCGGCUUUUGGAGACGUACAACCAGGAUGAGAGCGCCAUGCCUCCAGAGGUGCUGAGGAAGGCCAAACAGCUGGGCUUCUCUGACAAGCAGAUAGCGCAGGCUGUGCAGAGCACGGAGCUCGUGGUAAGAAAGCUGCGUCACGAUUGGUCCAUCCUCCCCGUAGUGAAGCAGAUCGACACCGUGGCAGCCGAGUGGCCCGCCUUCACGAACUACCUGUACCUGACGUACCACGGCACGGAGGACGACCUGCAAUUCAACGAGCAGCACGUCAUGGUGAUCGGGUCCGGCGUGUACCGCAUCGGGAGCAGCGUGGAGUUUGAUUGGUGUGCGGUCGGCUGCAUCACGGAGCUCAGGAAGAUGGGUUACAAGACCAUCAUGGUGAACUACAACCCGGAGACGGUCAGCACAGACUACGACAUGUGUGACCGCCUCUACUUUGACGAGAUCUCCUUUGAGGUGGUGAUGGAUAUCUACGAGAGGGAGAACCCCGACGGCGUCAUCCUCUCGAUGGGCGGUCAGCUGCCCAACAACAUCGCCAUGUCUCUGCACCGUCAGCAGUGCCGCAUCCUGGGAACGUCCCCCGAGUUCAUCGACUCUGCAGAGAACCGGUUCAAGUUCUCCAGAAUGCUGGACACCAUCGGGAUCAGCCAGCCGCAGUGGAAGGAGCUCUCUGACACAGAGUCUGCGGUGAAGUUCUGUGAGACGGUGGGUUAUCCCUGCCUGGUUCGUCCGUCUUACGUUCUCAGCGGAGCGGCCAUGAAUGUGGCCUACAGCGACAGCGACCUGGAGAAAUACCUGACCAGUGCUGUAGCCGUCUCCAAGGAGUAUCCUGUCGUUAUCUCCAAAUUCAUUCAGGAGGCAAAGGAGAUCGAUGUGGACGCUGUGGCCUGUGACGGAGUGGUGCUCGCCAUCGCCGUGUCCGAGCACGUGGAGAACGCCGGAGUUCACUCGGGUGACGCCACGCUGGUGACGCCGCCGCAGGAUCUCAAUCAGAAGACGAUCGAGAGAAUCAAAAGGAUCGUCCACGCCAUCGGGCAGGAGCUGCAGGUCACCGGACCUUUCAACCUGCAGCUCAUCGCCAAGGAUGACCAGCUGAAGGUGAUCGAGUGCAACGUCCGAGUCUCCCGCUCCUUCCCCUUCGUAUCAAAGACUCUGGGCGUGGACCUUGUUGCUCUCGCUACUCAGGCCAUCGUCGGGGAGGAGGUGGAGCCUGUGGGCCUCAUGAGGGGGAAAGGUAUCGUAGGAGUCAAGGUUCCCCAGUUCUCCUUCUCUCGCCUGGCCGGAGCUGACGUGGUGCUCGGGGUGGAGAUGACCAGCACAGGGGAGGUGGCGUGUUUCGGGGAGAACAGAUACGAGGCGUACCUCAAAGCGAUGCUCUCCACGGGCUUCAAGAUCCCCAAAAAGAACAUCCUGCUCUCCAUCGGCAGCUACAAGAACAAGAGCGAGCUGCUGCCCACUGUUCAAGCUCUGGAGUCUUUGGGUUACGAUCUCUACGCCAGCCUGGGGACUGCUGACUUCUACACAGAGCAUGGAGUCAAGGUGACGGCGGUGGAUUGGCCGUUCGAGGAGGAGGACAGCGAGUGUCCCACCAAAGAGAAGCAGCGCAGCAUCAUGAACUACCUGGAGGAGAACCACUUCGAUCUGGUCAUCAACCUCUCCAUGAGGAACAGCGGAGGCCGCAGACUCUCCUCCUUCGUCACUAAAGGGUACCGGACGAGACGCAUGGCCAUCGACUACUCUGUGCCGCUCAUCAUCGACAUCAAGUGCACCAAGCUCUUUGUGCAGGCUCUGCGUCAGAUCGGCAGCAAGCCACCAGUGAAGACUCACAUCGACAGCAUGGCGUCUCAGACUCUUGUUCGUCUGCCGGGUCUUAUCGAUGUGCACGUUCACCUGCGGGAGCCUGGAGCCACUCACAAGGAGGACUUCUCCUCGGGGACAGCAGCUGCUCUGGCGGGAGGAGUCACCAUGGUGUGUGCGAUGCCCAACACGUCGCCCGCCAUCACCGACGCCAGCACCCUGACGCUGGUGCAGAAGCUGGCUAAAGCAGGCUGCCGCUGCGACUACGCUCUGUAUCUGGGAGCUGCUUCAGACAACGCUGCCAUCCUGCCGUCCAUCGCUAGCCAGGCGGCCGGGCUGAAGAUGUACCUGAACGACACGUACUCCACGCUGAAGAUGGACAACGUCUCGCUCUGGAUGGAGCACUUUGAGAAGUGGCCAAAGCAGAUGCCGAUUGUCGCUCACGCCGAGAAGCAGACGGUCGCUGCGAUCCUGAUGGUGGCUCAGCUCUACCAGCGGCCGGUCCACAUCUGCCACAUCGCCAAGAAGGAGGAGAUCCUGAUCAUCCGGGCCGCUAAGCAGAAAGGCAUCCAGGUGACGUGCGAGGUGGCGCCUCAUCACCUCUUCCUCUGUGAGGACAACGUGGCAGACAUCGGAGACGGGCGAGCGCAGGUUCGACCCAUGCUGGGGUCGCGGGAGGACAUGGAGUCUCUGUGGGAAAACCUGGACAUCAUCGACUGCUUCGCCACAGAUCACGCUCCUCACUCUGUGGAGGAGAAGAGCGCAGAACGUCCUCCUCCAGGUUACCCCGGUCUGGAGACGAUGCUGCCGCUGCUGCUCACCGCCGUCAGUGACGGACGCCUCACUCUGGAUGACAUCAUCAGGCGUCUAUAUGACAACCCACGCAGGAUCUUUAACCUGCCUGUACAGGAGAACACCUACGUGGAGGUGGACCUGGAGCAGGAGUGGGUGAUUCCUCAGGCCAUGCAGUUCACAAAGUCCAAGUGGACUCCUUUCCAGGGUCUGAAGGUGAAGGGGAAAGUCCUCCGCGUGGUUCUGAGAGGAGAGGUGGCCUACAUCGACGGCCAGGUGUUGGUUCCUCCAGGUUACGGUGAAGAUGUGAAGACCUGGCCCGCUGCCGUCCAUCCUUCUGAAGUGGUUAAAGAAUGUCCGAUGACUCCAGAGCACCCUCGUCCCACUCCUCCCAGGGAAGGCCCGGUCCGCACACGAGCACCCAGCCCCCGACGCUCAGCAGGAGAGGGCAGAUACCUGCUGCCACCGCGCAUCCACCGCUCCUCUGAUCCAGGUCUACCUCCAGAGAUGGUCAUGCUCCCACCGAGCGGUGUCAUUGACGGUUACAGCCACCCUCCUCCUCUGUCCAGGCUGCUCUCCCCUCAGUCAGGACCGGGUCCACUACCUGUUGGACCGGUGCCCCACGUCCAGACCUCUCCUCUGCUGCACCCUCUGGUGGGCCAGCACAUCCUGUCCGUGAGGCAGUUCAGCAAAGAGCAGAUGUCUCACCUCUUUAACGUCGCUCACAAUCUGCGUCUGAUGGUUCAGAAGGAGCGAGGCCUGGACAUCCUGAAGGGUAAAGUGAUGGCGUCCAUGUUCUACGAGGUCAGCACUCGCACCAGCAGCUCCUUCGCGGCCGCCAUGCAGCGUCUGGGCGGCUCGGUCGUCCACUUCAGCGAGGCCACCUCGUCCGCACAGAAGGGAGAGUCUCUGGCCGACUCCGUCCAGACCAUGAGCGCCUACGCAGACGUCCUGGUGCUGAGACACCCCACACCUGGAGCUGUAGAGAGUGCGUCUCGUCCCUGCCGUAAGCCGGUGAUCAAUGCUGGAGAUGGCGUCGGGGAGCAUCCAACGCAAGCUCUGCUGGACGUCUUCACCAUCAGGGAGGAGCUGGGGACGGUCAACGGCAUGACGAUAACUAUGGUCGGGGAUCUGAAACACGGUCGCACGGUCCAUUCCCUCGCCAAGCUGCUGACUCAGUACCGCAUCACGCUGCGCUACGUGGCUCCCAAGAACCUCCACAUGCCGGCAGAGAUCAUCGACUACGUGGCCUCAAAGGGAAUCAAGCAGGAGGAGUUUGACAGCAUCGAGGAGGCUCUGCCUGAGACCGACGUCCUCUACGUGACGAGGAUCCAGAAGGAGAGGUUCGCCACUGAGGACGAGUACACAGCUUGUUUCGGUCAGUUCAUCCUCACUCCUCACAUCAUGACCGUGGCCAAGAAGAAGAUGGUGGUGAUGCAUCCGCUGCCCAGAGUCAAUGAGAUCAGUGUGGAAGUGGACACCGACCCCAGAGCUGCUUAUUUCCGCCAGGCAGAGAACGGCAUGUACAUCCGUAUGGCCCUGCUGGCCACCGUACUUGGGAGAUAGAUCUGCAGAAUCACACACACACACACACUUAUAGAGUAAUAAUAAGAGUUUAGACACCAGCAUUCUCUCUCCUGAAAUCUGCCUUUUCCUGUCUUUAAAGGGACGUUAGUAAAGUUCAGUCAAGCAUUAGAAUAAGUCACUGUUGUAUCAUGAUGCUGCUGUCCCUCACGUUACCAGACCUCUCCUUCUAUACAUAUCUUUAGAACACACCGUCAACCUUUCCGUCUGUCGUUGAUCAAACUGAAGGUGGAGUAGAGAGGUGUGCAGUGUGACGGAGCGAUUAAUGAAAUGAAAUCUUUAGGGACCUUCGGUGACGUUGGAUCACUGUAAUCAAGCUGCUGUCACGGUUUCCCUCACGCACUGAGCUGCAGGUCGAAUCAAAGGGACGAUUUCUGAUCUAUAAAAGGGAGAGAGCGACCUCCAGCAGCAUGGUGUAAGGGAUCACUGUAUUAUCAUUACAUGUUUCACAUACCGUUAAGAAACAUCUACUGUUGUCUCCUGUGACAUUCCUUUUUACCUACAUGUGUAGCAUUAUCUCAGAGAGGAUACUAUCACACAGCUCAUGUUAUAUCCUGAUGGUGGAGGCCGACGCUGUUACUGUCACUCAUUUCUUCUUGUUACUGUAGAAGUGAAGAAGCAGACGUUUCUGUCUGGGAAUUAUUGGUGAAUGACUUUGUAUUAUUUUAUUUGUAUUGUGGAGAUAAAUGAUAAAUAAAAGACACUUUUUUCCCUUUUGCAGUUAA